CUUUCCCAGUGCGGAAAUUCGGUCGAAAACACUGUGUUAGCCGUUCUUAGGUUCCUAUUUGGAAUAAGUGAUUUAUAGUAAAUUUGAGAAACAAACAUGUCUUUAGCAGACGAGCUUCUUGCUGAUCUUGAAGAAAAUGAUGACUCUGACGUUCCUAUGGAAGAACCGGAGCCGAAGUUUAUCCCGACUUCGGUAUCCAAAGUCAUAGAAGAAGAAAUAAAAGUAGCCUCUGUGCGAGAGUUAGCUAAGUUACGAGACUCAGAACAGUUGCAGAAAGUGAUAUCACAGAUUGAAAAGUACAGCAAAGUACCCAGAAAGUCAGCCGAUAUUAUAGGACCUGUAGAAUCAGAUCCAGAAUAUCAGUUGAUAGUUGAAGCUAAUAAUAUGGCUGUAGACAUUGAUGAUGAAAUAGCUACUAUUCAUAGAUUUACAAGAGAUAAGUAUUCAAAAAGGUUCCCAGAAUUGGAAUCUUUGGUAGUAGGACCAUUAGAAUAUGUAAUGACCGUUAGGGAAUUGGGCAAUGAUUUGGACAGGGCAAAAAAUAAUGAGAUUUUGCAACAGUUUCUUACACAGGCAACAAUUAUGGUAGUAUCUGUGACUGCAUCAACAACUCAAGGCCAGUUGCUGACAGAAGAAGAAAAGGAAGCUAUUUGUGAAGCAUGUGACAUGGCAGUAGAAUUGAAUAAUUGUAAAUUAAAGAUAUUUGAAUAUGUAGAAAGUAGAAUGGCAUUUAUUGCACCAAAUCUGUCGAUAAUUGUCGGUGCAUCGACGGCUGCUAAGAUUAUGGGUGUCGCAGGUGGUCUGACAAAACUUUCCAAGAUGCCAGCGUGUAAUGUUCUAGUCCUGGGAUCCCAGAAAACCACACUCUCUGGAUUUUCGCAAGUCACCACUCUGCCUCAUACAGGCUUCAUAUACUAUUCUGAUAUUGUACAAGAGACACCUCCUGAUUUGCGGCGGAAAGCGGCAAGACUGGUAGCUGCUAAAAGCAUGUUGGCAGCCAGAGUGGAUGCCUGCCAUGAGAGCACGGACGGCCACGUCGGACAGAUGCUGCGCGAGGAGAUUGAGAAGAAGCUGGACAAGUUGCAGGAGCCACCGCCCGUGAAGUUCGUGAAGCCGCUGCCGAAGCCAAUCGACCCUGGCCGGAAGAAACGUGGUGGCAAACGCGUCCGUAAGAUGAAGGAACGUUAUGCGAUUACGGAAUUCAGGAAACACGCCAACAGGAUGAAUUUCGCGGACAUCGAGAAUGACGCUUAUCAAGAGGACCUGGGCUACUCGCGAGGUACAAUCGGCAAGGCCGGCACGGGGCGAAUCAGGUUACCACAGAUCGACGAGAAGACGAAGGUCAGAAUAUCAAAGACAUUGCAGAAGAAUCUGCAGAAGCAGCAGCAAUGGGGAGGCAGUACCACCGUCAAGAAACAAGUCUCUGGCACCGCCUCCAGUGUAGCUUUUACUCCUUUACAGGGUCUCGAAAUUGUCAAUCCACAAGCUGCGGAGAAAAAGGUGAACGAGGCAAACGCAAAAUACUUCUCCAAUACAGCCGGUUUCCUGAAAGUCAAGAAAACGUAGAGAAGAAAUGUCUAAUGUAAAAAUAAGCAAGAGGAAAUCAUUGUGUAUUUAUUAUCCUGACUAUAUGAAUUUAGGUACUCAGUUAUCUUUUUUAUUCUUAGCGCGCGUGCGCGUGUAGUUUUUAAUUAUUUAUAUUAGUCUGGUAAAACAAGCGUGGAGGAAACGGAUGAGAUGUGUGAAAAGAGAGAUAGGUAAUUACGAAAGGAACGUAUGUUGAUAUAAUUCCACGUCCUGUUCUUUAAUCAUCUUCAAUAAAUAUCUCGACGUUGUCAUCGA
Molecule: messenger RNA, 1842 nt
Organism: Harpegnathos saltator (Jerdon's jumping ant)
Lineage: Eukaryota; Metazoa; Arthropoda; Insecta; Hymenoptera; Formicidae
Product: U4/U6 small nuclear ribonucleoprotein Prp31
Exons: 8
Coding region: 97-1566 (489 amino acids)
Biological process (GO): spliceosomal tri-snRNP complex assembly; mRNA splicing, via spliceosome
Cellular component (GO): U4 snRNP; U4/U6 x U5 tri-snRNP complex; precatalytic spliceosome
Source: RefSeq, a predicted model, not a curated record